This is a messenger RNA of Diabrotica balteata, 219 nucleotides long. Lineage: Eukaryota; Metazoa; Arthropoda; Insecta; Coleoptera; Chrysomelidae. The record is from the annotation of a GenBank genome assembly.
AUGACUGAGGAACUAAAAGAAAUUACGAAGGAAACUAGUGAAUACAAAUUGCAAAUGAAAGAAAUAAUAAGAGAAAAUAAAAAUCUAAAGCAAGAAAUGGCUACGAUGAAACAAAAGAUAGGUAAAAUAGAAAUAACCUUGGAAGCAUGUCAGAAAGAAAAGAAGAAAAAUAACCAUAUAAUGAGAGGCUUACCAAUAGACACAAUAGAUGCAGAGUAA